Solenopsis invicta (red fire ant) is the source of this 802-nucleotide messenger RNA. RefSeq lists its product as uncharacterized. The record is from RefSeq and is a predicted model, not a curated record. Lineage: Eukaryota; Metazoa; Arthropoda; Insecta; Hymenoptera; Formicidae. The coding region runs from base 155 to 784 and encodes 209 amino acids. The transcript has 2 exons.
GGGAAAAGAAGGGAUGUUUUCCCCUCUUAAAAAUUCCAUAAGACCUUAUUUCUAAAAACGUUAAAAUUUGCGAUCAGUCGUACAUUAGUUGCUCGUGUGAACGGAUCUAGCAUCGGAGUAUCAGUCACUGAAAUAACGAAAAAGAACAUAAAAUAUGGCGAAUUACUACGUUCCGAUCCAGGCUGAAGCGUGUGAAAAAAAAUUAUCACCUUUGGAACCAAAGUAUACGCCUCGCAUUCUGGGAAGGAGAUUCGCAUUGACGCCUACAGCUUAUAAAUAUCUUGACAUUGGGAUCAGCGCAGGGCCGAUUUCCUUUGUCGAAUUAAUUAUCGGAGACAACCGAGGCAACCAAAUAAUUCUACUUUACGAACCGUGGAAGGCAGUGCUUCAAAGACGUGCGGACAUCGAGCAACUUGUGCAUGCAACUGCUGCGGCAUCACUCACCAUUUGCAAUUUAACUAUACAAGUUGUAAAUGUGAGCAAUGGAACUAUAGUAAAGUUGACGUCGUGUGGUACUUGCAUGUACAUGAAACCGUCAACUAUAUUGUUUUUAUUGGAAAUCGAGCAUUGCGUCGAGCAUGCGUAUUACCAGUUAUACCAGAAUAUAUAUGCUGUAAACGAAAAAUAUAAACAUUUUGUAUCUCUUUUGCGCAAAAAUUGUGUUAACAAUAAGUGCGAUGCGGCGAAAUUGUUACGCGAAAUGUAUGAUAAAACUUCACUCAUAGACUGUGAACUAUUAAUGUACGCUUUGGACAAUAUUGUAUAUAAUGCCUUACACGUUUAAUAAAUGCAAAAAGUUUUU